CCGCCAUUAAAGAAUUCAAUCCAUGAACUCAAAUAAUGGAAAUCUGCAGGACCCAUGGAUCAGGCAGAAAAGACCAGCCGAUGAGUAGCCUCGCAGAUUUGGCAUUUCGUCUGUUUUAGCCGCCUUUUUACUAUGACGGAGCACUGUGGUGGUUUUAGUGCAAAGGAGUGCGGUGUAGCUAAUUGUUUUAUUUAGCUAGCAGGCUAGCGUUUGAGCUCUGGUAUGUUAGCUUGUGAGCUAACAGGCUAGCAGAGAUCAGGGGGAGGGGAGAGUUCCUUUGCUUUGAAAUUGUUUCAGAUGAGCUAGCUGACAUUAGCAUUAGCAUCCAGGGCACUAAGAUUUUGCGAUGAAGUUUCUUUUAGUUUUCGAGCUCAUAUUUCUAUUGCACAUAUAACUUUUCUAGUGUUGGAUUUAACGCUAGUCUGUUCAUGUUUUGGGAGUGCUGACUGUUUGAUGUUACGGUUAUGUGACCGCGAGCUUGUGGCUAACCGGAUCAGACAAUACAUUUCAGAUAGGAUUGAUGAAUCGAAUAGCCAGAAGCCUACAGUUGAAGCUAUCUUACUGUCUGUCUAACGUUAGCUUAGCCACUAGGCUAGUGGUGGCUAGCGCCGGGUAGAAGUUGUCUUGACUUGCUGUAGCUAGUUGUAGCUAGCAGUUGGUCAGCGCUUUAACGGGAGCAUUACAACUGAACAUAGUUUCGCUGGCGAGUUUCGCAGGUCAGCUAGAGCCCCGAAGGUGAUUGAGACAAUGGGCUUUAACGUUACCACCACGCAGUGAAAGGAUGAGUUCGUGCUUUGUACCAAACGGGGCCAGUUUGGAGGACUGCCACUCCAACCUCUUCUGCCUGGCUGAUUUGACUGGAAUAAAAUGGCGGCGUUUUGUGUGGCAAGGACCCACUUCUUCGCCCAUCCUUUUCCCAGUGACCGAGGAGGACCCGAUCCUGUGUAGUUUCAGCCGAUGCAUGGCUGCAGAUGUGCUGAGCGUGUGGAGGAGGCACCACAACCCAGGUCGCAGGGAGCUCUGGCUUUUCUGGUGGGGGGAUGACCCCAGUUUUGCAGAGCUUAUCCACAACGAGCUCUCAAGUGAGGAGAAUGGGGAGUGGGAGAGCGGCCUGUCCUACGAGUGUCGGACGCUCCUGUUCAAAGCCAUCCACAACCUGCUGGAACGCUGCCUCAUGAACCGCGGCUUCGUUCGCAUUGGCAAGUGGUUCGUCAAGCCAUACCAGAAGGAGGAGAAGAUCAUGAAUAAAAGCGAACACCUUUCUUGCGCCUUCACCUUCUUCGUCCACGGCGACAGCAACGUGUGCACCAGCGUGGAGAUCGCUCAGCAUCAGCCUCUGCAGAGACUGAGCGAGGAGCACCUCAGCCUGGUGCAGCAGAGCUCCAACCCCCUGCAAGUCAUCCUCAGCCCAUACGGUUUAAACGGGACCCUCACCGGCCAGGCGUUUAAGAUGUCAGACCAUCCUACUCAGAAGCUCAUAGAGGAGUGGAGGCAAUUUUAUCCCAUUUUCCCCAAUCCCAAGAAGGAAGUCCAGGAAGACAAGAUGGAGGACUUAGACUGGGAGGAUGACUCCCUGGCAGCUGUGGAGGUCCUUGUCGCGGGCGUUCGGAUGGUCUACCCCUCCUGCCUGGUGCUUCUCCCCCUAUCGGACCUACCCGCUACGGUCCCCCAGGGCUCAGCUAACACCCCGGGAGGCCAGUGUGGUGCUCAGCAGGGUCAGGCCGCUCCCAGAGAUCCUGCCAUAUCCUCCGUCACCCUGACCCCGCCGACAUCACCAGAGGAAGCUCAUACUGACUAUCAGCCGUCUCACCGGUGGCUGAAGUUGUCCUUUGCAUCAGAUUGCUACAGCUCUAACAAUACUCUUCAUGGGGGUAAAAUCCCUCGUGGGCUGGCCAGCCAGAUGGUGGAGUCGGUGUGGCAGGAGUAUAACAUCAACCGCACAGGGAACAAGAGAAAGUUUACAUCCUUGACAAACGGGGCUUGUGAGGAGGACUCAGACAAAUCUGGCCUCUGGGACUUUGUGGAACCAACUUACAGGCCACCCUGCCACUGCUCAAGACACAAAAGUCAGAAGCAGCGAUCCAGCAGCACCUCAGGACACCCGCCGUCUUCAGGCCAGCCCGCCCAACCGGCCCCCAAGCACAAGCUCAGUGACAAGCUGGAGAAGGGGGAGAAGCAGCAGAGGAGGCCGCAGACUCCCUUUCACCACCGCAACUCGGUGAGCGAGGAGCAGGCGCUGGAGCCGCAGACCCCGAGGCUGUGCCCCCGACCACAGGAGGAGGGCUCCUAUCCCAGCCUGCACCACGUGGACACGGCUCCACCCAAAGCGCCCUCGCUGCACGCACACGGCCCCCCCGCAGACCUCGUGGGAUCCCCGCCCCCCCCUCCGCUCAGUCCACACCCCUGCGAUCUGGCGGAAAGCGACAUGACCCCAGGCGACAUGAAGAGCUCCUCCACGCCCAUCCACCAGCCGUUCUACCCGCCGUCGGUGGAGCCCUGUCUGCCGCCGCAGAAGGGCUCGUCCGAGGAGCACCGGCUGGAGAGCAUGGCCAUGUCUCUGCCCCUGCCUCCCAGCUACAGCGAAAGCUUGGAACCCGCCAUGUUCGUGGGCUCAGCCGUGAGCCCCGGCGCCGACUGCAGCCACAACCCCUGGAAGUAUUUCAACCUGCCCAGGAGGAAGGACUCAAACUUUGCGACUCCCCAGCUGCCUCUGGAUAAAAUGCAGGGCGACUGUGGAGGAGGAGCAGAGAGCGUCAUCUCCGUCACAGAGCUGAUGUGCGACUCCUCGCAGCCCCUGAAGGUGUCCCAGGAGCUGGUCCGGACCUACGCCCAGCGGAGGAACAGCCAUCUCCUGCACAGCACAGGGGACGGAGACCACAGUGAGGAGCCGGACCCUUAUGCCUUCGUGGAGGGAGACGAGGAGUUCACCUUUACAGAGAAGAAAGACAAGGCUGGAGCUGAGAAGGAAGGCGGCAAGAAACACAAGGAUGACGGGACUGGAACCUCUGCAGAUGAUGGUCAGGGUCCAUCCGGCAGUAAACCUACAGCCUCGACCAGCCUCACCCACGUCAAGGAUUUGGUUGUUUCCUACAGUGACCUGGAGAAAAUCUUCAACUCGGAUGAAGAUGAGAUCACUCCGGGAUCUAGAAGAGCUGGAAUUGGAGCCGAGUUGGGUAAAAAGAAUAAGCCAGGCACUCUAGAUCCACUGCCUUCCAUAAGCUCAGUAGACCUAAUCCACAUGUUUCCCACCCCGCCCUCCCUGGAGCAGCAGGGCUUCUCCCCCAUGAACUCCGGGAGCAACAGCCUGGAAACGGGGGCGGGUCUCACUCUGUUGGACAGCAGCCAGCUUAACAGCCACUUUAAGAUGGAGGUGGAGGAGGGUUUUUGCAGCCCCAAGCCGUCAGAAUUAAAGGAUUUCUCCUUUGUGUACAAGUCAGAGACAUUUCAGUCUUACAUUGGCUGCUCCAUGUACGCCCCCCUUAAGACGCUACCUAGCCAGUGUCUGUUGCCCAUCAAACUGCCAGAUAACUGUGUGUACACGCCGAGCUGGACCAUGGGCAAGAUGGAGCUGAUGCCCCCAGUACCCAACGUCAACCUCCUCACCAAAGACAGUAACGUCCCGAGCGUGGAGCCAGACUACAGCCAGACCUACACUCCUCAAACCCAGACGCCCUUUUUGUCCAGCAGCGCCCCUCCCAGUAACAGCGGCGUCGGCAUCCUGCCUUCUCCGGCCACGCCGCGCUUCUCCGUACCCACGCCUCGCACGCCACGCACUCCCCGCACCCCCCGCGGCCCAUCCAGCGUGCAGGGCUCCAUCAAGUACGACAACUCGGACCUUUACUCUCCGGCAUCCACGCCCUCCACCUGCCGGCCGCUCAGCUCGGUGGAGCCGGCCACCGUGCCCUCCAUCCCGGAGGCCCACAGCCUGUACGUCACCCUCAUCCUCUCCGAGUCGGUCAUGAACCUCUUCAAGGACUGCAACUUCGACAGCUGCUGCGUGUGCGUCUGCAACAUGAACAUCCGAGGGGCGGACGUGGGCGUGUACCUCAAGGACAGCGGCGAGGCGCAGUACUCCUGCACGUGUGGCUUCAGCGCCGUCACCAACCGCCGCUUCGGCCAGUCGGCCGGCCUCUUCCUGGAGGACGAGCUGGACGUGGUCGGGCGGGGCUCGGACGCCAGCCGGGACACGGAGCGCUCCUUCGAGGAGCUCCGGGCUUCCACGACGCACAAAGCCGGCGGUCUGAAGGAGAAGCCGCCAGAUGAGCUCAUUCUGCUGCUGCAGGACCAGUGCACCAACCCGUUUGCCCCGAUGGCCGGCGUGGAGUACUCUAAGGCGGGGGCGGUCCCCAGCUCCUUCCUGAGGGUCGGAGAGAGGGACUGCUACAACGACUGCUACAUGGCGCUGGAGCACGGCCGACAGUUCAUGGACAACAUGUCAGGAGGCAAAGUAGAUGAAACACUAGUGAAAAGCACCUGUCUCCAUCAGUGGCCAAAAUGCAAAUCAGCGGACAUGAGCAAGCUGUUCUCUCAGGACGUGCUCCGGGUGUUGCUGUCCCUCCAGCCGGUGCUGCAGGACACCAUUCAGAAGAAGAGGAGCGUGCGCUCCUGGGGUGUGCAGGGACCUCUCACCUGGCAACAGUUCCACAAAAUGGCCGGCAGGGGAUCAUACGGCACAGACGAGUCCCCGGAGCCUCUGCCCAUCCCGACCUUUCUGGUCGGUUAUGAGUAUGACUUCGUGGUGCUGUCUCCAUUCGGGUUGCCAUAUUGGGAGAAGCUUCUCCUGGAUCCGUUUGGAACCCAGAGAGAUGCGUGCCAGCUGGGGCAGCACAGGCCCAUCUGCAAGAGUCACCCAGAGGGUAUAAUGACGGUCGGCAGCACAGAAGGCAGGAGCCUGACGGAGCAGCCCCUCAGUGACUGGUUCCUCAGCAUGGCCGCCAGAGACGCAAACAAUGACGCCUUUAAGAAGCUCAAACUCUUCGCUCAAGUGUGCCGCUACGAUCUAGGUCCAUACCUGUCAGAGCAGCCUUUGGACAGCUCCCUGCUGUCCCAGCGCAGUCCCGCCCCGGCGGCCUCCUCCUCCCAGACCUCCGGCUCCUCCGGCCCCUCCUCGGGACUCCCGAGCACCAACACUACCAGCACCAGCUCUGCCCCCGUCAGCAGCACCCCUCCCUCCUCAGGCCCCCAGACAAUUGGGGGAAUGGCCUCCGCCAAGCCAAGUUCCUUCUCGCCAUUCGGGACAGCGGCCUUUCAGGGCAGCGCCACUCAGAACGGACCUCAGUCAAACCCUCAAGUCGCAGGAGGUCUGGUUGAAAACGGCUCCAACCAGCCGCAGGCGCCCACGGAGGCUCCAGAGAGCACAAUGGAGAGAGACAAAGUGGGAAAGCCAACAGACGGAGAGUCUCAUGCUGUGUCUUACCCGCCCGCCAUAGUGGUCUACAUCGUGGACCCCUUCGGCUACGAGGACGCAGACAGAGGCGUCCACUCCAGCGCCUUCUCGCUGGGCCUGCUGCGCUGCUACAUGGAAAUGCUCCAGUUCCUCCCCUCUCGGAUCAGAAACGCCAUCUCUGUGCAGGUUCGUCAUUACGUGCGCCUCUGCGAAGCUUCUAAACACGCCAUCUUUGACCCGAGCCGCUCGGCUGCCUGUGACGGUUCAGAGCUAAGCGGGUGCACGUUGCAUCAACAUGCCGGAGGGAGCGCUGAGGCAUUAGAGAUCGUUCCCUGCCAGUAUCUGCUGCAGCCGGUGCACAGCGGCCAGCGCCACGUCUACAACCAGCACCUGAAGUCGCUGGCCUUCUCCGUGUACACGCAGUGCCGCCGGCCCCUGCCCAGCUCCACCAACUUCAAGACCCUGACGGGCUUCGGGCCGGGGCUCGCCAUCGACAUGGCGCUAAAGAAUCCAGAGCGGCCGGAGUGCCCGCGUCUGUACACGCCGCCCUUCAUCCUGGCGCCGGUGAAAGACAAGCAGACGGAGCUCGGGGAGACGUUCGGCGAAGCCUCGCAGAAGUACAACAUCCUGUUCGUGGGCUACUGUCUGUCUCAUGACCAGCGCUGGCUGCUGGCCUCCUGCACCGACCAGCACGGGGAGCUCCUGGAGACCUGCAUCAUCAGUAUCGACGUCCCCAACAGGGCUCGCAGGAAAAAGAGCUCGGCCAGACGAACGGGUUUGGAGAAGCUGUGGGAGUGGUGUCUCGGCCUGGUUCAGCUGACGUCACUGCCGUGGAGGGUGGUGAUUGGGCGGCUGGGCAGGAUGGGCCACGGCGAGCUGAGAGACUGGAGUAUUCUGCUGAGCAGGAGGAACCUGCAGUCCCUCAGCAAACGUCUGAAGGAGAAAUGCCGGAUGUGCGGGAUCUCCGCCGCCGACACUCCCAGCAUCCUCAGCGCCUGUCUGGUUGCCAUGGAGCCACAGGGUUCAUUUGUCAUCAUGCCAGAUUCAGUGUCGACCGGUUCAGUGUUUGGUCGCAGCACCACGCUCAACAUGCAGACCUCGCAGCUGAGCACGCCUCAGGACACAUCCUGCACGCACAUCCUGGUGUUCCCCACCUCCGCCAUGGUGCAGGUCAACACCAACACCUCGGAGCCCAUCGACAUCAACUUCAACCCCAUAAAUCCCGAUGGAUCCGAUGGCAUGGGCAUCUUUGAUUUGUUUGGUAAUGACAUGGAUCACGACAUCGUGGAUCCAGAUAUCAUCAGCAUCCUGCCCAAUUCCCCCACCACCUCCCCCGUUCACUCUCCUGGCUCCCAGUACCAUCAGGGAGGAGAUGGAAGCAAGGGUCAGAGUGCCGAUCGCAUGGAGUCCCACGAGGAGGCUCUGAACAUCCUGCAGCAGCCCAUGGCUUUGGGUUACUUUGUCUCCACAGCAAAGGCUGGACCACUGCCCGACUGGUUCUGGUCGGCCUGCCCUCAAGCCCAGAACCAGUGCCCGCUCUUCCUUAAGGCCUCUCUGCACCUACACGUGUCUUCUGUCCAAUCAGACGAGCUUCUGCACAGUAAACACUCCCACCCCCUGGACUCCAACCACACCUCUGACGUGCUCAGAUUUGUUCUGGAGCAAUACAACGCCCUCUCCUGGCUGACGUGCGACCCCGCCACCCAGGACCGGCGCUCCUGCCUGCCCGUUCACUUUGUGGUGCUCACACAGUUGUACAACUUCAUCAUGAACAUGCUCUGAACUCUAAAACAGGAUCAAACUUCAGAGACGGGACCGACCGGAGGAAACGCUCAGACAAGCCGAACUCUGUGCAAAUGAAGAAUAAGGACCUCACACUCCAUCAGGGCCUUCCUCCUUCUCUUCCUGCUCUGAUGUAUCUCACAGUGCGCUGACUGGAAAGUCCCAAUCAAUCAAUCAGAUGCCAAGAAUCCAUUUUAGCAUUUUGGAUGAUCAAGGGACGUUUCAUAAGGAGAAUAAAUUGUCUUUUUAAUGACUGUAGAUGCAAUCUAUGAAAUUUUAUCUUAAUGAAAUGCCUGCAUAUAUUAUUUAUUGUAAGUUUUUAAAUGUGGAAUUUUUAAUGCUUAAUAUCUUUUAUAUAUUACAAAUCCUAGAGGGUGUGUACAUCUCACUGUAAAGGAAUUGGUUUAAAAAGUGUAAUUUUUCUCAAUUAGAACACGGAAAAACCUGUUCAAGUGAAUUUGCUGUAGAUUGCUUUUAGAAUAUUAUUUUUUCAGAGGGUACAGACCUUUCUAUUUGCCAUGCUGUAAAAAUGAAGUAAAAGCUGGCUUGGGCAUUUGUGUCCCACCCAACAAGUGGAUGAGACUUACCUCUCUGUCUGCUUCGAGUCUCUCGCACAGUAAUUCAAUGAGCUCUGAAGAGGAAUAAAAAGGUACAUUGUCAGAUUAUAUAUUUUAUAUAACAGAUUUAGGUAAUUGUGUGUAUAUGUGUACAUAUACCUGUGUGCCGCUACUGAUGGUGCAGCUUAUGUUUUAGGAAUAAAGUGCGUCUACCUUAAAA
Messenger RNA from Menidia menidia (Atlantic silverside), 7945 nucleotides. The record is from the annotation of a GenBank genome assembly. NCBI's taxonomy places the organism in Eukaryota, Metazoa, Chordata, Actinopteri, Atheriniformes, Atherinopsidae.